AUGUCUCACCCGCCGUCGAGUUCCGUGGUAGUGGUGUUUGCACUUGUUUUCUCGUGCACAGCUUCGGCCUUCCUACAGUCUGGUCAAUCGCUGCUGCUGUCUCAUGGCACCUACGGCGGAGCCCCCGCCAUGAGACGACCUUUCGCUCACCACCAUUUUGCGGAUCGCCGGCACGAGCAUCACCAGCAGCAGCGGAAGCAUGGUGGCUGUGAGCGCCAUGAACGGCGGAGGAGGUCAAGAAUGCACGCCAACGCCUUUUCGGAGGAAGACAGCUACGCUACGCUGGCGGGCCUGGAGGAGAAGCAGGGCUCCUCCGACCUGGGCCUGAAGGUGGUUUCGAAAGCGAUCGACACGCUCUUCGCAUUCGAGCCAUUCUUCGACUACAUGGUGGUAGAGGCGCGCGAGAAGAUAGUGAAGCGGUCCUACACUCUCGGGGUGGGGUGGGCGGAAAACGUGGACGGCAUGAGGCGCAACAUGGACGAGCUCCAGGGCGAGUACGACCGGCUGCUGGACGCCAAGGUGUCAACCCCUUCCUACUACUACGCGCCGUUCCACUGCUACCCGGAGGGAAACCUCUCGUGGCAGGCCGCGCUCGAAGUCGAGCCCUCCGCCAUCUGUGUCCACGCCGACAUCUACACCGGGAAGAAGGGGGUGUACGAGCGCCACGGGGACGACAAGCUGCGGGGGAACUUUCACCAGAGGAUGAAGGAGAUGCUCAAGGGUCCCGAGCCCAAGGACAUCCUCGACAUCGGGUGUUCGACGGGACUGUCAACCCUGAAGCUGGCGGAGACCUUCCCGUUGGCGAGGAUCACCGGGGUGGACCUGUCGCCGCACAUGCUUGCCGUGGGGCGCUACUUCCUCCGGACGAGGGAGGAGCAGCGACACGCGAGGGGCAGGGUCGAGUACCUGCACGCCGCCGGGGAGAUGACGGGGAUGGGGGACGCGUCCAUGGACCUCGUCUCGUUGUCGCUGACGAGCCACGAGCUGCCGGCGGAGGCCACUAGAGAGGUCUUCCGAGAGGCGUUCAGGGUUCUCCGUCCAGGCGGCGCAAUCUCGUUCAUGGACAUGAACCCCCAGUCACCCGCGUUUCAGAAACUGGCCAACAACCCGUUCGCCUUCGCCGGCUUCAAGAGCACGGAGCCCUACCUGCAGGAGUACAUCUCGCUAGACCUGGGUAAGGAGCUAGAGGCCGCGGGAUUCAGGAAUCCGGAGGUCCGGUCCAACUCCACACGGCACCGCACGUGUGUAGCCUACGUCGACAAGUGA
This is a messenger RNA of Ectocarpus siliculosus, 1266 nucleotides long. Lineage: Eukaryota; Phaeophyceae; Ectocarpales; Ectocarpaceae. The record is from the annotation of a GenBank genome assembly.